AUUCAUGAGAAAUGAAGACUCCCCUUCCAUUCAUGAAGUCCUUAUGCAUUACUACAGAGAUGGGAGGUCUAGUAUAUAUGCAUUACUGAACCAACCUAACCCACCACCACCAAGAUCUGUAAAAGAGCAAUGGAGAAGCUUCCUCCCAAUUUAUAACAAACCAGCAAUCUACCAAAGAACAGAGAGUGAUUCAAGUAGGUAAUAACACUAAUAAUGGUGGGGAGUUAAUAUAUCAUCUACAUCUAAUAAUGGUAAAUUGGGCAGUUGGGCACACAGAGAAGAACGCAGAAUGCUGUACACGAGCAAACAAGAGACUUUAUUGCAGACUGAUUGAUAACCACGUUCUUGUGAACUAUUACCCACAAAUAGCCAGCUACCAGCAGCAGGCUCACUGCCAUUACUCCUCCCAAACACUUACCGAAGAACCCUCUACAAGAACUUCUCUAUGGAGGUGGUCAGGGUGGACUUGGGCACAGCUCCGAUCACCGCAUCUUUCUUAUCCCCGUCUUUGAAGAUCAUCACAGUCGGGAUGCUCCGGAUGCCGUACUGGGUCGCCACCGACGGGCUCUCGUCGGUGUUGAGCUUGUAGCAUUUCAGCUUCCCGGCGUACUGCUUAGCCACCUCGUCGAUGAUUGGGUGGAUCAUCCGGCAGGGGCCACACCAUGGCGCCCAGAAUUCCACGAGGACCGGGGUUUCCGACUCGAUGACGACGGACUGCCAGUCGCCGUCUGUAACUGCCGGGACUGCACCAUAAAAGACAGAAUUGAGAAUUCACAAACCCUAAUUAGUCCAAUUUAAUCGAGGAUCGAGAGAAGGGGACAUGCAGGCAGACCUUCGGUGGCGGUUUCCUGCUGGGCCUCGCAGACGAUGGAGGAGCGGCGAGGUGGAGUGGGGGUGAGGGAUCGGAAGGAGCGAGCCGGGUAUGCGAGUUUGAGACCUCUGGCGGUGGGGAAAGGGAGGGAUCGAGGGCAUGGAGAUAGAAAGGAAGAAGCGGUGCCGCCAAGGCAGGAGGAAGAAGGUCUGAGAAGAGAAGAAGAGGGGCGAGGGACGACAACGGAUUCGAGAACGGCGGUGGCCAUGGGGAGAAAUCGCCGGACGGGAUGAGGGAUCUGAGGAGUGAGAGAGGAGGCGGAGGAGAACAGAUGAUCUGGUGGAUGGGAGAUGGGAGUUAGAUAGCGAGUGGUGAGUGGGCCGGGAAGGGGAUAACGAAGAAGACUAUGACAGUUGUCUCGCUCUCGUCUUUCUCUUUCUCUCCCUCUCCCUCUCAGCUCGCUGAUUUCCUACGCGUGUGUUUACUUUGGUGUUGCUUUCCGGCCGUUUUGUCAAAAUACGACGGAAGCCGAUUAUCUUAAACCGUCAAUUUGGGCCCGCGAUUCUGAGCCUAUGGGCUGGAUUUGGGAUAGUUGUGUACCGGAUUGGCCCGUUUGAGUACCGGCGGUGACCAGAUUGAACCACAUAUGAUGCGGCGUCGUUUGUUAUUGAGUGCUGUUCAAAGUGUUUCUUCUUCGUCCGGCAAAACAAUUUUAGAUACUCCCAGUACCAUAGUGUCAAACUCGACGGAGCUGCACGGAAAGCACGUUGGAGAAAGCAGCCAUGGAUUUCACUCCUCUCAGCAACGCCUUGACCGCCAAAUCCUAUGAUAAGGUUGCUGAUUUCUGCGAUGAACUCAUGCUCAAGGCUGCAGCUGAGGGGGUUCCGUUUCAAGACGAGUGGCCCUAUGCGAUUCAUCUUCUCGGUUAUAUUUACGUUAAUGAUGUUAACAGUGCUCGGUUUCUGUGGAAAUCAAUCCCUUCGACGAUCAAGGAGGGACAGCAAGAAGUUGCUGCUGCUUGGAACAUUGGUCAGAAAUUGUGGACGCACGAUUAUUCUGGUGUGCACGAGGCUGUUCGUCAUUUUGAUUGGAGCGAACAGACUCGCCCUCUUGUUGCUGCAUUUGCAGAGGUUUAUAGCCAAAGGAUCUUCCGGUUGCUGUUGUCUGCUUAUUCAACUAUAAGCAUCCAAGACACAGCUCUCUUUUUGGGGAUGAAUGAGGAUGAUGCUACAAAGUAUGUGGUGGGCCAAGGGUGGAUUCUUGAUUCUGCUUCUCAGAUGCUAACGGUGAAGAAGCAGGCUGUUGCCGUGGAGCAGAAACUGGACUCAGAUAAGCUGCAGCGCUUGACAGAAUAUGUCUUCUACUUAGAGCACUGACGUGACGUCCAGAUAACCUGUGAAAUCUGCCUUUCGAGCAUCUGAGCAAGACGAGUACAUACAAUCGAAUUCUAUCGGGAACUAGGAUGUGCAGCAUAGAGAAUUUUGCGUCGAAUUUUGUGGCUACGAAUUUUGUUCUGAAUGAAUUUGAUGUUUUGCUCACAACAUUCAGACAGAAAUCAGUUACAUUUGAUUGUCCAAAGUUAUCAUUAAAUCAGCUUGGUUUUACUUUGCGCGUCUCUGCUUGCUUAUGAA
Linum tenue is the source of this 2442-nucleotide messenger RNA. NCBI's taxonomy places the organism in Eukaryota, Viridiplantae, Streptophyta, Magnoliopsida, Malpighiales, Linaceae. The record is from the annotation of a GenBank genome assembly.